CCUGCACUUUCCUCUCAUCCCUCAUGAGAUUGCAUCGUGUAAUUUUGAUCUGCACUUAACAUCUCUCGGAACAAACUCACUCUUCGCCCGAAAGUGCCCUAUAAAAGGAAGUUUAUUCGACAGUUGAUAUCCGUUUAUGGAUGUGCUCGUCAUUUUUACAUAAUCAUCCACUCGGAAGUGGGGUUUCACGCAGCCACUUGAUUAUUGCGUGAAUCAUUAGCUCGCUGUACCCGGUCUGUAUUGUUUCAAUGAUGGCACAUACGGAGAUCAAUACCUUGCGCCGUAUUAUGUUCUCCAGUUGGAACAGGUGCCUGGAGCCUGUUGGAUGAAUCCGCGUUUGCUUUUAAUCUGCCUUGAUUCCUCGUGAUUUAUUCUGAAUGCGUGUGACUGAUAAACAUUUGACUCCGUUUCGCUAUGGCCGAUGAUGACCCGGCACCUUCGUCCUCCCUACCGUUGACCCCCUACACUGCCCCGUCCUUCCGCUCCUGCGUCCUGCCCUCCGACGAUUCCGGCUACCGUACCGCGCAGUGUUCCACAUCGCAGGCGUUUGUCAUUGGGGAUGAGGAUGAUCUAGUGGAUCAGGUGAAUUUCAGCGAUCUGGACAUGGAGGACGAAGUGUUCGACAACGAGGAGGACGAGGAGGAAGGCCCGAGCGUGGAGCGUCCCUUGUCCGUGGCCAGCAGUGUGGUGUGCAUGCGUAACCGGGCCUUCAGUUUCCCCUUGACGCUGGCGGAUGUGCGCUUCCCGCUGACCAUUCCUGUUCCCGAGGAGAUACGCCACCGGGCUGGUUCCGGGAUGAUGGUGGAUUUUGAACGGCUGCUGCGCAGUUCGUCGCGGUUGACGUUGGAGAAUGGACUGAACGGAGAGCCAUCCAGUCGCUCACCAUCCGUGCAUUGCUGGCAAAACAGGGAUGAUGUGGAUGAGGUGGAUCGGUCGGUGUCGCCCGCUGGCCGGCGUCCUAACCUGCCUGACCUAGUUUUAUCCGGUGAACGUCGCAAGCUUCCUCUUGCAGCAGCGAAUGUGCCCAAAGAUGCCCCGUCCAGCUGCGAUUUGGACACUAUAGAGUAUCAGCUGGCUUGCUGUCUGGCCCGCCUGGGAGAUGACUUCGAGAGCAAAUAUUUUACGCCGACGCGUUCAGUAAAAUCGGACAGUCCCGACAGCAGCGCCAGUCUGAUGACGCGGAUCAGUUUCGCGUCGGCGCUGCGUUUAUGGCGUCAUCUGAUGGGACCGCGGCAUCCCGCUCCGCCGCUGCACCAGCGUCAGCGCUCCCGUUCCACGACAGACUAAAGCGCCGGCAACCGGAAAUGUUGUGUAUAUGAUGCUCAAGAUGAUUCCUCUUCCUUGUGUUGUCUUCCUGGCGCUCCCUUCUCAAAUGCUGUCCUUCCGGUGUGUAUCCAAUAACCCGGAUCUCUGUGUUUUUCUCUCCCCGUUCCGUCCAUAAUUUUUUCCUCUGAUCUUUUUAUUAAUCGCUGUCGAUAAGAGUUUCUAGUUUUUUAUAUAUGUAUACAGCGGUUAUGAAAUUUUUGUUUUUUAUUUUUCUUGAUUUUCGUUAGAUUAUGCACGAGCUGAGCCGGAUACUGCGGCGGAAUUGUGUGCGCAUUUUGUUUUUUCCAUUAAAAAUGCUUAACUAUGUCUUGUUGCCGGUUACUUGUCAAAACAGACGUGACAGAAAAUAUUUUUUGUGUAAAAAAAUAAUUGACCUUCGAGAUUUGUGGUUCUGUUUACUCUGUUCUUGACGUUGCGUUGUAAUUUGUACAGAUUUCGAUGUGUUUGCUAUACACUGUUUUUUUGGCUCAGCUUGUUUGCGUUGAAUGUCGUUUGGGGUGAAAUAAAUA
Molecule: messenger RNA, 1835 nt
Organism: Paramacrobiotus metropolitanus
Lineage: Eukaryota; Metazoa; Tardigrada; Eutardigrada; Parachela; Macrobiotidae
Exons: 4
Coding region: 415-1287 (290 amino acids)
Source: RefSeq, a predicted model, not a curated record